Messenger RNA from Jatropha curcas, 893 nucleotides. Its product is annotated as small ribosomal subunit protein uS13z/uS13y/uS13x. NCBI's taxonomy places the organism in Eukaryota, Viridiplantae, Streptophyta, Magnoliopsida, Malpighiales, Euphorbiaceae. Gene Ontology annotation, biological process: translation. Gene Ontology annotation, molecular function: RNA binding; structural constituent of ribosome. Gene Ontology annotation, cellular component: cytosol; small ribosomal subunit; ribosome. The record is from RefSeq and is a predicted model, not a curated record.
AAAAUUGGUCGUGGCAAUAUCAUUUUGUGACAAGCUAUAUAAAGAGCUCAUACACUUCUGCGCUCCGCAUCUAGGGUUUUAGCACUUCCUUUCACUCGCUCUGAACUUUGCCGCCGCAUAGAGAAGAGAACUUCUCUCCGCAUCUGAAACCCUAGCCAUGUCGCUGGUUGCCAAUGAAGAGUUUCAACAUAUUCUUCGUGUCUUGAACACGAACGUCGAUGGGAAACAGAAGAUUAUGUUUGCACUGACCUCCAUCAAAGGUAUCGGUCGCCGUUUUGCCAACAUCGUCUGCAAGAAAGCCGAUGUCGACAUGAACAAGAGAGCUGGUGAACUAUCAGCUGAAGAGCUAGAUAAACUUAUGGUGAUUGUUGCUAAUCCUCGCCAAUUCAAGAUUCCAGACUGGUUCCUUAACAGGCAGAAGGAUUACAAGGAUGGGAAGUACUCUCAGGUUGUAUCCAAUGCAUUGGACAUGAAACUCAGAGAUGAUCUUGAGAGGUUGAAGAAGAUCAGAAACCACCGUGGUCUUCGUCACUACUGGGGUCUUCGAGUACGCGGACAGCACACCAAGACGACUGGACGCAGGGGGAAGACUGUUGGUGUCUCCAAAAAGCGAUGAUCUGGUUCUACUUUUUUUGUGUUCUCAUAUUCUGGAUCUUUUGAGUGUUCGCCGUCUUUUCUUUUCUUUAAAAGAACUUAGCAUGUUUAGAAUUUUCUUUUUGUAAUGCGGAUAUUACUUGUUUUGUUUACUCAUUUGGAUUCAAGAUUCUCUUAGAAAAGUAUUAUUGUGGCCUCUUGAAUGAUAAUUUGAUGAAAAGAAAUGCAUAUGGGGAGUGCUGGUUUGUAUCCUUGAUCCUGAAUGCAGCUGCUCUCUAUAUGAUAGAGAACCAAUUUCA